AUGACUGAACGCACUGAAGCAACAGCCCUCGUAGAAAUCUCUUCACUGUACCCUCCGCCACGAAGCCGAAAAGCGGUCCGCAAGUCUCGAAAACCCAGCACUAAACUGCGCUACAACGUCUCCCAGCACACAGUCAAAGACGAAGCAGACGCCCCCAAAGAAACCCUUUCCAACCCCCCUGACCUCGAAAACAGCAUCACGUACGAAUGCUGCAUCUGCGGCGAUGAAACCCAGUUUACGGCGGGCGUCGCCGCCUGUGCCUCACACUUCCUCUGCAACGAGUGCACAGUCAACUCGUAUGAGAUGGCCCUCGGCGACAUACAAGCCUUCCCAGCGCGGUGCUGCACGCCGCUGGCCCGGCGCCUCGUCGAGCACCUGCUGAGCGCUGCGCUGCGCACCGCAUACUCUCUCCGAGCACAGGAAUACUACACUCCCCGCACGCUGCGCGUGUACUGCAGCCGCGAAAUGUGCGGCGUAUUCAUCCACCCUUCGCGCUUCGACAACACCAGCGCCUUUGCCACGGUAGCACGUUGCGAGUGCGGCGCAAAAACCUGCGUCGGCUGCAAGCAAGUGUGGAAAGGCGCUUCACAUUGCUGCGUGGAUUCAGCUUCGAAACCCGCAUGGCUGCCGCCGUACUCACCUACCUGCCGUAUCAAGCAGUGUCCUGGAUGCGGCUUGUGGAUCGAGCAUAAAGACGCGUGCAACCACAUGACGUGUUGUUACUGCUCGCAGCAAUUCUGCUUCAUCUGCUUGCUGCCGUGGGAAUUUACCGAGGGCUUCCAUGAGAGCGAAGGAUGUCCUUCCUAUGGCGAUCCCAGCGAAGGAUAUGAUGACGAGGGGUACGAGAGGACUGAACGGGGAUUGCAUCGUGACACGGGGUUUAGUCGUGCGGGAAGGAAUCGG
This is a messenger RNA of Exserohilum turcica Et28A, 903 nucleotides long. RefSeq lists its product as uncharacterized. NCBI's taxonomy places the organism in Eukaryota, Fungi, Ascomycota, Dothideomycetes, Pleosporales, Pleosporaceae. Gene Ontology annotation, molecular function: zinc ion binding; ubiquitin protein ligase activity; ubiquitin conjugating enzyme binding. The transcript has a single exon. The annotation marks the transcript as partial. Gene Ontology annotation, cellular component: ubiquitin ligase complex; cytoplasm. Gene Ontology annotation, biological process: ubiquitin-dependent protein catabolic process; protein polyubiquitination; positive regulation of proteasomal ubiquitin-dependent protein catabolic process. The record is from RefSeq and is a predicted model, not a curated record.